AAUUCCCAGGCGACGGACUGCAAUAAGAAAACGCCUUUUCGGGGAGGGGAGCACGUCUCCUGCUGUUGCAUUUAUCACAUCCACACCUUCGCUUCUCUGCUCAGACUUCGCAUAGUUUUAGUGUUUACGCCCCGGCGGUUUCCUAUGGGCUGCCUGGCUACGGGAACAUCAGAAACACAUUAGGCUGAACGUGUUCGGUAAAUGAGAACAACGAUUUUCUUACAUGUUAACAGAUGAUUAAUGCAACGCUUAGUUCCGCAGUGAAUAAUACUAUAAAUACAGAUUGGGGCAUGUGCUAUAUCAAAUCCACGUUCGUCCGUAACUUUUUAAAAACAUGAGCUGUUGAAUAGUUUAAAACUGAUAGUCCUUUGUUACUGCGCUAGUGGUUGAUUACUUUUACGGACCUGUUCAAAACGGUCCGCUUAGGUUUUGGGUCGCCGGCCCCCUUUGUUGCUUUAAAGGAGGUGGUGAGCUGCUUUGAGCCGACUGCCCCACCCCCGCCGUUUCCUGUAUCGGCGACUCUCUCGUCUUUUUCUCCAGUCUCCUUACUUCAUUGUGUGUGUGUGUGUGUGUGUGUGUGCGUGCGUGUCUGCGUACUUCAGCCACGAAAGAGCCACCCCAGGCGUCAAACAGUGGAGGCUCGCCUUUUCACAUGGAAAUGCGCUCCUGCCUCUCAUACGCGCCGAGGCAGCCGGAAUGCAAGGAGCUGCGUCUCGCUUAAACGAAACGGGAGCGGACCCUGUCUGAGGAAGAGGAGGAAUAAGAAGAGUGGCAAACUUAUUCAAAAAGCGGGAAUCUCUUAAAAUUGCAUGAAAAUAAACCCAGAAAAGACGUGUUCUCUAUGCUCGAUCGCAUGUUUGCAGCAAAUUUAGUGCAGAUCGACUCUUUUAAAUAGCCGCGGGCAUUUUUAAAAAGCGACAUUGCACUUAAAAAGGUACAGCAGUGAAUGCAUUAAGUGUCCACUAAAUUGCGCUUAGCUAAGCAUUACAUAUACAAGGCGGAUACCGCGCACUUCUUAGAAAUCCUUGGAUGGAAGUAAUCUAAUUGAAAACGUCUCUGGCCGUGGUUACUCCGUCUCUCCACGAUGGUCGGGCUGCUUCUGUUCGUAUGCGUUGGGGCGCUGCUCCGCGCAUCUCCGCUGAGCUCGGCGUGCCCGGCUGGGUGCGAGUGCUCGGAAGCCGCCCAGACAGUCAAAUGCGUCUCCAAGGAGCUGCAGAGCAUCCCGCCCGGGAUCCCCGGCUACGCCAGGAACCUGUUCAUCACCGGGAACCGCAUAUCCCGAAUCGCUCCAGGGUCCUUCAGGGGUCUAGAGAACGUGACCAACCUCUCGCUAAGCAACAACAGGAUCACUGAGGUGCAGUCUCAGGCCUUUUCCUCAUUGCGAGGCCUGCGCUCCUUGGACCUAAGUGGCAACCAGCUGUUUGUGAUCCACCCGGAGGCCUUUGUGGUGUCCGGCGGCUCCCUGCGAGAGCUCAACCUCAGCCGGGCUCUGUACAACCGCUCCUGCAUUGGCGACCUGGCCGUAGCUCUACGUUGGGGGGCACUGGGCAGCCUCCUGACCCUGGACCUGUCGGGGAACCGCCUGGUUCUCCUGCCUUCCAGCAUCUUCGGUCAUGUUCCUAACCUGCGUCGCCUUGUGCUGGCCAACAACUCCCUGGUGACCGUGCAUAACGGGAGCUUCUCUGGCCUGGAGCGGCUGGAGUUGCUUGACCUCACGCAUAACUCUUUGAAGACCUUCGGGGAGGAUGCCUUGGGGGAGUUUGAGCAGCUCUCUGGUGCCCUCUUGCUGCUGGGGGACAACCCUUACGCUUGCACCUGUGGCGUGGAGGAUUUCGCCGCCUGGCUCAACAGCUCCCGCGCGCACAUGACCGAUGCUGAGCGGUUGGUGUGCACAUCCCCAGCUGCGCUCCGUGGCACGCCAAUUUUGGGCCUGGGGGGUCAGAUCCUGGGCUGCCACGACGGCCCGGUGGGUGAGGGCGCCCGCCUGGCACUGCAGACCUCUUACGCCUUCCUGGGUGUGGUCCUGGGCUUCGUGGGUGUCAUCUUCCUCUUUGUGCUGUAUCUGAACCGCAGGGGCAUUAAGAAGUGGAUCGUGGACACGCGGGAUGCCUGCCGCGACGUGCUGGAAGGCUACCACUAUCGAUACGAGAUCGACUCGGACCCACGCUUGGCACACAUAUCGACCUCGGGGGAUUUGUGAUGCGCUGACUUUAGGGGGAGUGUUUCAUCCCAGACAGUUCAUAUAUAUAUGGAGGUUUGUAAAAUACAUGUAUGCAUAUCUGGUGUAUAAAUGUUUAUACAUUUUUUAAAAUGCACAUUUUUUUUUUGUAUAUGCAUGCAGAUGGCCUGUUAGAAAUGGACCUAAGUGCGUUGUUUAGAAUUCGGGGACCCCUCCCUUCCUCUUCUGAAGCAGGGUCUGCGUUAUACCUUGACUUUCUGAGAUCUCAUGAAUCCCAGGGUCAGGACAUGAUGAGAGAGAAGUCCGUUGUGCGGGGGGGGGGGGGGGAUUUUUGUGUGGUUGACCGGGGGUUACACCUUUGCGAUUCAGGCAACAUUACCCAGAUGUGUCAGUAUGCGGAAGCGGUGGAGUUCCCUGUUCGGUAGCUUCACCUUUUCUUUUCCUGUGGAUGGUUCAGAAUUGUCAAUCACUCCUACCAGGGGGCAAGUGUCCUGUGAAAUACUGGACCAAAUUUAGCAGCGAUUUCACAACUUUCCGCUGUUCCUGCACCUCUGCCCUUAGGGUACUUUAUGGGACGGUAGCGGACAUUCAGCCGUGGGCGUGAGUGACAUCUUGCCUGGACGUGGUACGGGAUCAGGUUUAGCUCCCUGGAUAAAAGCUCAGGUCUCACUCUCACAUACCGGACUGGAGCCUUGAGCUCAGCCCUCCCUCACACACGAUCGCUGAUGUUCCCUCACGAUGAAGAACUACAGUAGAAAUGGUCGUUCUCUGAUUCAUGGUUUUUCUCCCGAACAGGAGGAUCUUCAGUUUGUGGCACUGCCUUUGUUUCAGCAGUGUCAUUUGUCUUGGGGGGGGUAUUGCUGCUUGGCUCUGAGAGUGGGUGAGAUUGAAGACACCUGGAGUGAAGCGAGACAGGCAGCGGCUCUCUGACACAUGAUUUUCCACACAGAGUGUGUCUGCCGGGUCUAUGAGUGUUAUUAUUUUAAGUUUCAGCUGCAGCCCUGGUCAUUUCUGUGGCGCGAGGGGGCCGAGCUCUCAUUAGCCCGGUGAGAUGGAUCGCCUCAGGGCUGGAGGGCAAAAUGGGAUGAAGAAUAAAGGGCAAGACGGGUAUUGCUGGAGUGAUCGGUGGUGGUGUAUGAGCCGCACAUAUAUCCCUGCGCUGUUGUACUUUUGAUGUAGACGCUUUGCUCAAGUUACGUCAGUAAGACGAUGCUGCUAGAGAACUGGAACACAACCGAAGCCACAUCAGGCUGUAAAUGAAGCAAAUAAACCAUAUUUCAUAUGACUGUAUAAUAUGAAUGCGAAUUGCACAGAAGCUGGCAAAAUAUCCGGCCACCUACAGAAUCAAUUGUUGAUUUUGUUUCCAGACUAAAAUGUUUAUGACCAGCAUGCUGUCAGUGAUGCUGUGGUGAGUUCUCUGUGCGUGCCCUUCGGUGGCUGCCGAUGAUUGUUAUCAGCGGGGAAGUUGGAAUUUACGGCGCGCUGUGCCCCUUAGCUGUCGGGGAGAGCUGAUUGGUUCUUGUCGCAUGAAUCCCUGUGGCUUUAAACGAGCGCAUCCUGUGCCCACGAAACGGUAGUCCGUGACAUUUGGUCUGCAUGUUGAAAUACAAAAAAAUAAAUAAAAUAAAUGAAAUGCAUUUGAAAACGUAGCAAGUAAACAUUGUUUAUGUACUUAGCUAUUUUAUAGUCACUAAAAGAA
Brienomyrus brachyistius is the source of this 3878-nucleotide messenger RNA. RefSeq names its product trophoblast glycoprotein-like. Gene Ontology annotation, molecular function: protein binding. Gene Ontology annotation, cellular component: plasma membrane. The coding region runs from base 1085 to 2200 and encodes 371 amino acids. The transcript is spliced from 2 exons. The record is from RefSeq and is a predicted model, not a curated record. Lineage: Eukaryota; Metazoa; Chordata; Actinopteri; Osteoglossiformes; Mormyridae. Gene Ontology annotation, biological process: negative regulation of canonical Wnt signaling pathway.